CUCGCCCUGUCUGUCGGAACCGGGAGAAGCCCUUGGUUUUGCCAUCGGAGCUUCGGUCUGUUUGUGGCUGGGGUUAAAAAUAAAUAAUAACCGACAGCAAGCAAAAAAAAAAUGGGUACCAGAGACGACGAGUAUGAUUAUUUAUUCAAAGUGGUGCUGAUCGGUGACUCUGGGGUGGGAAAGAGUAACCUGCUUUCCAGAUUCACACGCAACGAGUUCAACCUGGAGAGCAAGAGCACCAUCGGGGUGGAGUUCGCCACCCGCAGCAUCCAGGUGGACGGCAAGACGAUAAAGGCUCAGAUCUGGGACACAGCCGGGCAGGAGCGCUACCGAGCCAUCACGUCGGCGUACUAUCGGGGUGCGGUGGGCGCUCUGCUGGUCUAUGACAUCGCCAAGCACCUGACCUACGAGAACGUGGAGCGCUGGCUGAAGGAGCUGCGGGACCACGCUGACAACAACAUCGUCAUCAUGCUGGUGGGCAACAAGAGCGACCUGCGGCACCUGAGGGCUGUGCCCACCGACGAGGCCCACGCCUUUGCAGAAAAGAAUACUUUGUCAUUUAUUGAAACCUCUGCCCUGGACUCGACCAAUGUGGAGGAGGCUUUCAAAAAUAUCCUGACAGAGAUUUACCGGAUUGUGUCACAGAAGCAGAUCACUGACCGAUCGGCGCACGACGAGUCUCCUGGCAACAACGUGGUGGACAUCAGCGUUCCGCCCACCACAGAUGGCCAGAGAUCCAACAAACUGCAAUGCUGCCAAAACCUGUGACCCCCGAGCCCUCCCCUCUGCUUCGUGUUCUUCGUGCUGCUCUCCCGUAUUCCCUGUGAAUUUCCCUGGAAUUCUUUCCCUGUCUCUGAAGCUGUAACCUUUCAGCUGACUUUCUUUAUGAUGUUUCUUUUGUUUUCAAUCCUUUUUAUUUUUUGGCCUAUGAAUUUUCCUCCUGAAUGUGACCCUGUUUUUCAGCACUGAUCAUGUGACCCACUCCUUUGGGAGCUGGCGAGAGAUCAGUCAGUAGGAUGUGCCUGUCUCUGGGGCAGUUCCUAGUUUGCCUAUGCCAGGGUUUCCCAGUCCUGGUCCUGGGGGACCUCUGUGUCCUCUGGUUUUCAUUCCAACUGAGUUUUCAAUUAGUUGAACUAUUCGUUAUCUUAAUUAGACUUUGUUUUAAAUUGUUUUCAGCUUUUAAACAGUUGGAUAUUUCAAGUUAACGCUACAAUUUUAUAAGUAACUU
Polyodon spathula (Mississippi paddlefish) is the source of this 1228-nucleotide messenger RNA. Its product is annotated as ras-related protein Rab-11B. Gene Ontology annotation, biological process: constitutive secretory pathway; regulated exocytosis. Gene Ontology annotation, cellular component: recycling endosome. Bases 112 to 768 code for a protein of 218 amino acids. The record is from RefSeq and is a predicted model, not a curated record. The transcript has 5 exons. Lineage: Eukaryota; Metazoa; Chordata; Actinopteri; Acipenseriformes; Polyodontidae. Gene Ontology annotation, molecular function: GTPase activity; GTP binding.